AUGAAUAAGGAAGAGGCAAUACGAUGUAAAGAUUAUGUCCGACAAAGAACAGGAUAUGAUGGUCAAAUUGUCACUACACCAGGAUCCAAUGCUGCCUCGACUCACGAAUCGGAUACAAUCCAUGUCACUAAAUACAUGUUGACUCCUUCUACACCAACAUCUCUUGCUAUCUCUUCUCCGACUUCACCAACACCAAUUCCAAUCCCGGUUUACGCUCAACCAGUUCAGGGAUCUUUUGUUGACAAAGCAAGUGAAGAAAUAAUUUCGAUCCUUCGAAAUCAUCUGGCUAAACAAGAUCGUGUUGCAAAUGGGUAUAAACUGGCAAGAGAUGAAUCGAGAGAAAAGCUUAAAAGUAUGAAACGUGAAAUGGAUUUAUUGAUGAAUCAAGUGAAAUCACUGGAAAAAGAGUGUGAAUUAUCUAGGCGCGAGUCGGAGGUUUUGAAGGCGGAAAAUGUCUUACUUCAGAAACAAUUGGUAGACGUCAAAAAAGGUAUAAAGACUGAGUGA
Molecule: messenger RNA, 507 nt
Organism: Paraglomus brasilianum
Lineage: Eukaryota; Fungi; Glomeromycota; Glomeromycetes; Paraglomerales; Paraglomeraceae
Source: the annotation of a GenBank genome assembly